GCCUUCGGAGUUCACGAGGAGACAGGGCUUGCUCCCGCAAAUUGUAAACAACCUCAGGGGCUCUAAUUAAGCCGCUGGCUGCCUGCGACCUGGAGUGCUGGACAGAGGUAUUCUUUAGGUACUGAGGAACUUCAUAUUAUCAACAUGGGGCAUAAAGUGAUCGUAUUUGACAUUUCUGUCAUAAGAGGAUUAUGGGAAACACGUGUCAGGAAGCAUCAAGAAAGGCAGAAGAAGGAAGCCCAAAGAUUAGAACAAAGUGCUUUGGAAAAGAUAAAAGAAGAAUGGAACUUUGUUCAAGAGUGCCGGAAGAAAGGUAUUCCCCAAUCUCAAUACUGCAAGAAUGGUUUUGUAGACACCAGUGUGAGCCUUUUGGAGAGGCUAGAAAAGAACUCAUUGUUGGCAAAGAAGGAGUCACUUUCCAAGGAAAGAGAAAAAAGAAAAAAUAAAUUCAUUUUUGAACUUUCAGGGCAGCAGUGGAAGGAACUCCCAGAUUCCCUCCAAGAACAGACCUAUCUGAAAGAAUGGCACAUAGAAAAUACCCUCAUUCGGACUAUCCCUACUUAUAUUCAGCUCUUUCAGGAAAUGAGAGUUCUGGAUUUACCAAAAAACCAAAUUACAUAUCUUCCCACCGAAAUUGGUUAUUUGAAGAACCUGAAAGAACUCAAUGUGAGUUUCAACCAUCUGAAGAGUAUUCCUCCAGAAUUAGGAGACUGUGAAAAUCUGGAGAAACUGGAUUUGGCUGGAAAUCUAGAAUUAACGGAGCUCCCAUUUGAACUAAGCAAUUUGAAACAAGUUACAUUUAUAGAUGUGUCAGCAAAUAAGUUUUCCAGUAUUCCCAUAUGCGUUCUCCGGAUGUCGAAUUUACAGUGGUUGGACAUCAGCAACAAUUGCUUAAAUGAUCUUCCACAAGACAUUGACAGGCUGGAAGAACUGCAGACCUUUCUCUUACAUAAAAACAAACUGACCUACUUGCCUCAGGCUUUGCUCAAUUUAACAAAGCUCACCUUGUUAGUAGUGAGUGGGGAAGGUUUGGUGGAGAUACCUACAGCCAUUUGUGACUCAAGCACACACUUAAAAUUUGUAAGCCUUAUGGAUAACCCAAUUGGCAACACCAAAUAUCAAGACAGUGAAGAAAUGACAGGAAGUGAACAAGAUCGUCAGCAUUUUGAAAAGGAGUUUAUGAAAGCCUACAUUGAGGAUCUAAAAGAAAGAGAAUCUGUUCCUAGCUAUACCACAAAGGUAUCAUUUAAUCUUCAACUUUGAUAUCAUUCGGCAGGAA
Messenger RNA from Gracilinanus agilis (Agile Gracile Mouse Opossum), 1279 nucleotides. It is a transcript of the gene LRRC2, whose product is annotated as leucine rich repeat containing 2. Lineage: Eukaryota; Metazoa; Chordata; Mammalia; Didelphimorphia; Didelphidae. The record is from RefSeq and is a predicted model, not a curated record. The transcript has 9 exons. Gene Ontology annotation, molecular function: protein binding. Bases 145 to 1263 code for a protein of 372 amino acids.